ACAGAGCAUCUUAAUUAUUUCUUAACGAAAUUUGAGUCUAUCAAUUACUUUAAGUUUUACUGUUCAAUUCUGUUGAUCUUAAUCUGAAUUGUUUGCCUCAAGCACUGUUUAAUUUAAACCCUCGCCCCCUCCCCCGCGCUCCCCUCACCUCCCCUCCCUUUUUGUUUUCAAGUGACAGGGCUUAAAGUUGUACAACCAUUCUCUUCAGGUUGGGUUAUUGAAUUUAUCAGUCUUCUACUUGGCCUCUGAUCAAUAUACUUAAUUCAAUGUAUUCCGAUCUAGGCAUUGAAAACAGAGUAGAAGUAAAUUUGGAGCUUCUUAUACAGCUUAUCGAUUCUGCUUUAUCUGCCAUAGUGACUGACAAGAGCUGCCGUAGUGACAAGGGGGAAGGUGGUAUGAAAGUCACUGAUUUUGUUCAGCCUGCUACUUCUGGAAUUUUUGAACUAUUAGAAGGCCGCAUCUCAGAGGGCUCUAAAUUAUUUUCAAAUCAGAAAUCACUAUCCUCGAGCACAUGGGCUACUGAUGCAAGAACGGUGGCUGUGGAUGUUCUCAGAGGAGUGGGUAAUAUCCAGUGGAGCGCAGUUGGGCUGUUAGCAGUAGCGAUUGUUCUUGAAAGGCUCGACAAAAUUUCCUCAAACGACAGAGAAUGUGUGGAUCUUCUCCGAGGGAUGAAUGACUUAGCAAAAUGUAUUAAGCAGCUCCAGGAAAUCAAAGCCCAUUUACAUAAGGAGAUCACAGAAAAGAUGUCUGAGGGUGUUUGUCUGAUAAUCACUGGAGCAAUGAUGUGCUGUUCUGUUAUUCGAUCUAAGAAAUUAUCGAAGUAUGUGUUCCUUAUCAUCUGCAUAACUUAUUAACCAAUGAAGAUAUUAUAUUGAUCCUUUGGGUACAGUAACAAAUGCUAACGGCAGUUUUUCUCUUCUAUUUGUGAUUGUGCGUCAAGGCCAACUUCCACUGUUUACAAGCUUACUGAUCGUUAAGACAUUCAAAAGAGCUUCAUUAAAUAACUCGCGAGACAUAUGAAAACCCAUGUACUGAAAUCCCUUUCAACCCAUCGAUUCUCUGCAUAGCACCCAUCGUAGCAAGAAAGUAGGAUUACAAAUCAUCCCAUCAAGCAUACUUACAUCUCAGCUUCCAUCUAAAGAACUAGGAUUAAACUGGGAAUCUAUACCAGUAAUAGGAUGACCAAAAUAUUAUUGACCUACAAUUCUUACGAAAGAGUUUAGCUUAGCAUUAAUAGCUUAAGGUAUUUUUAUUUUCCGUGACUGCAGAUCCUGGCGAGUCCUUCCUCUCAAGGAGGAUUUUGUUUAGGUGACUUCGCUAGAAAUGGUUAAUAAAUAAC
This is a messenger RNA of Cryptomeria japonica (Japanese cedar), 1339 nucleotides long. RefSeq lists its product as uncharacterized. Lineage: Eukaryota; Viridiplantae; Streptophyta; Pinopsida; Cupressales; Cupressaceae. The coding region runs from base 267 to 854 and encodes 195 amino acids. The transcript is spliced from 3 exons. The record is from RefSeq and is a predicted model, not a curated record.